AACUGGCAGACGCACCAAACAGCAGCAGAGAAACAUGGACGCCCUGAUUUUGGUUUUAUUUCUACUUUUGAGACUCGGCUGUGCAUCGAGUUUCCUCGUCGUACUGAACCCGAAGAAGUUAUGUCUGCUCACCUACAAACAGAUGGUCAUACUGGGUCAGUGUGACAUCACUAACCCCGCACAGCAGUGGACGUGGUUGGACGGAGCCAGAUUGAUCAACACUAAGUCUUCUCUGUGUCUUUGGGCGGAUCCGAGCCCCCGCUUACCCGUCCACGCCCGCCUGGUCAACCUGAGGCCCUGUAGUGUGGCUCCAGCAUGGAAAUGCAACAGCACGACGCGAACGUUCGGAUUGGCUGAGACGCAGAUGUACCUGAAGAAACAGGGGGCCCGCGUGGCGAUGAGAGAAAAGCCGAACUCUUCAGACUGGAGCCGAUAUGAGGUGGACUCAGGAGGGAACAAGCUGAUAUCGUCUUUAUGUCCUGAGACAGAAACAACUUUGGCCUCUGACAGUUUCCACGUAUCCACACAUAAACCUCUGGGAGUCACCAGCACCGUGUACGCCAUCAGAAGUCCCACCAUAACUGUCAUUAACGAACAUUUAUCAAACACAGUAAAAACACACAGGACCACCAGACAAGUCACAACCUCAAAGGUCCACAGCUCAAUAACUAAUGGAACUUCGUCGUAUAUAAAUGACAUCAACAAACCUCGGACCCGGAGGUCCGUAACGGCAGAUUUUAACCCUGACGGUUCGUCUUCAGUCACGGAGCACUCAGGGUUGAACAGCAGCCAUAUUGUCUCAUCAAGUACGACUGAGUUCACAACUGAUCCAGGAUCCACGGACGUAUUGGAGAAUUCCUCACACAUGAACACAAGCAGCAACACAGACGUUCUGUCUAUUUCGGAGGUCUCGUCUACGUCCUCCGAUGCCACUGUUGGUGUAUCUGCUGUUUCUGACCAAACCUCAACUUCUACAACUCGUUCAACUACUGAUGAAAAGGUGAAACACAUUAUGACCGACUUUCCACCUGCAUCCACCACUGUUGCACCCCCUACAACUGCUCCAGGACCUUCCACGGUUGAAUCUACAUCAUCCAUGGAGACGUCUCAGCCAUCCACCCCUCGUCCGCUGACUACGACUUCCCAAACUUCACCUGCGGAGGAUCACCACCUCAACGCCAAAAGCCCCCAACACAACUCCAACAGACCCAACCACGACGCCAACAGACGCACCGACAACCAGACCUGUAACCACAUCUGUAACCACCACCACAACUGCACCAACUACCACUGA
This is a messenger RNA of Scomber scombrus (Atlantic mackerel), 1294 nucleotides long. RefSeq names its product mucin-2-like. The transcript is spliced from 5 exons. The record is from RefSeq and is a predicted model, not a curated record. The coding region runs from base 35 to 1294 and encodes 419 amino acids. Lineage: Eukaryota; Metazoa; Chordata; Actinopteri; Scombriformes; Scombridae.